GCGAGCUGGGAGCACGUCGAGGCCAUGGCCCCUCGGCGCCUCCUGUUGGUUGGGGAGGGGAAUUUCUCCUUCGCUGCCGCUCUGAGCGAGAACCUGGAUCCGAGCACCAGUAUAACUGCCACCUGCCUCCAUCGCCCGGCCGACUUGGCCCGGGAUCCGCUGGCCCGGGAGAAUCUGCAGCGCCUGCGCGAGCGAGGUACCGAGGUACGCUUUGGUGUGGACUGCACCCAGCUGGUAGAUGCCUUUGAACUGCAAGACAGAGAGUUUGAUCGAAUUUAUUUUAACUUUCCGCACUGUGGACGCAAAGCUGGAGUAGCUAAGAACAGGGAACUGCUUGCCAAGUUUUUCCAGAGCUGUGCAGAUGUUCUUGCAGAGGAAGGAGAAGUCCAUGUGGCAUUGUGUAGAGGACAAGGUGGGACUCCUGCUGAUAAGCCCAUGAGAGAAUGGCACAACAGUUGGCAAGUGGUUGCUAUGGCGGCUCUGGGGGGAUUUAUUUUAAGUGAUGUGCAUCCCUUCAGCUGUGAGGCUGUGCCGGGGUACAAGUGCACUGGAUAUAGGAGUCAAGAUAAGUCCUUUCAUGUAGAAGGUGCUUUGAACCAUAUCUUUACCCGGAGCUUACCCUAUGAAGGUUUGCAACCAAGAAUUUCCAGGAUCAAACUGGGUGACCAGUGGUUUUCUUUUCUAGAACCAGAAGUACUUGUAGGAAAGCUGAACAGGGGUUUCCUAGAAGCACCUUCAUAUCAUCCUAUCAAAACCAUAAAUGAGAAACUCAUUGCUGAAUUGGGGAAAGCUUUCCCUCUAAAAAGGCUGAAGUGUUCUUCCCCUUUGCUGCCACAGGGAGACACCAGUGUUCUCACUUCCUGCCACUGUGACAUCCUAUCAUCUGCCUUUUGGAUUAGUCUCCGUGAAGAUAACUCAAAUUUUGAGUCCCUGACUGCUGGGACAACACAAGACAUGGAGGACUUUCUAGUGUCAUUUUCAGAACUCAGCCUUCCCAAGAACCCUAGAAGAGACAGUAAGGAAGAAGCUCAGGAAGGAAUGUAUGGCCAGGCCAAGGUCUGCCUUAGACCUUCUCUUCUAGUUCAUGUUCAGGCUCUAAUCCAAGCACCAGACUUCCUCCCAGGUUCUCUGUACAUCCUCAGUGGACCUGUCUUUCAGAAGUGCCGCAUCUCACCUUUCACAAUGCCAGCAUUUCAUGAGACUUUGUUUAUCCUUGGAUUUAAUAAAAAUCUGAAGGAUGGCUGUCUUCAGUCACUACUGGAUCAUCUGAAGGGCGUUCUAGAUAGCCUUCUGACCCAGACAUUGCUCAAGGGCUCUAAGCUGGGCAGUUCAGUGGAAUUUGUCUUUCAACCACGUGGGGAAGAUUAUAUGAUUAUUGUGAAGUCUCAAAAUUUUGGCCCAGAUUGUGUUAAGGAUUUGAUUAUUGGGUCUGUUACCACAUCUGCUACAAGCAUCAUACACAAAGACCAGUGUUUUGUGUGUGUGUCUAUGAACUUGGACCUAUUAGCCAUGCUUGUCUGGGGUAUCUCUGAUUGGAGGAUGUUGUGGACCUUUGAUAAACGUUUCCUGAAGAAUUUUGCCCUUGGGAAAAUAGAACCCUUUAAAAGCUAUUCCCUAUAUCCUCCAUACUAUGUGCAUGAUAUUAGUUUUUGGUUAGAUACAAAGAAAAGAUUUGAUGAAGUAGAGUUUCACACUGUGGCCCGAGCAGUGUCGCAGGACACUGUCAUAUCCAUACAGUUCCUUAGUCGUUUUCAGCAUCCAAAGACGGAACAGGUCAGCCUCUGCUAUAGAUUGACCUACCAGACCUGUGACAAGGCCCUCACCCAGCAGCAGGUAGCAUCAAUGCAGUCCCAGCUAAGGAAGGAGAUUCAACAACGACUACACGUGACACCUCGGUAG
Messenger RNA from Balaenoptera ricei (Rice's whale), 1899 nucleotides. It is a transcript of the gene FDXACB1, whose product is annotated as ferredoxin-fold anticodon binding domain containing 1. The transcript has 5 exons. Gene Ontology annotation, molecular function: rRNA (uridine-N3-)-methyltransferase activity. Gene Ontology annotation, biological process: rRNA base methylation. The record is from RefSeq and is a predicted model, not a curated record. Gene Ontology annotation, cellular component: cytoplasm. NCBI's taxonomy places the organism in Eukaryota, Metazoa, Chordata, Mammalia, Artiodactyla, Balaenopteridae. The coding region runs from base 25 to 1899 and encodes 624 amino acids.